Molecule: messenger RNA, 1650 nt
Organism: Aspergillus oryzae RIB40
Lineage: Eukaryota; Fungi; Ascomycota; Eurotiomycetes; Eurotiales; Aspergillaceae
Product: CwfJ domain protein
Exons: 2
Coding region: 1-1650 (549 amino acids)
Biological process (GO): mRNA splicing, via spliceosome
Cellular component (GO): post-mRNA release spliceosomal complex
Molecular function (GO): RNA lariat debranching enzyme activator activity
Source: RefSeq, a predicted model, not a curated record
AUGGCCUCCAAAAUAAUUGUAAUUGGUGGCGUAAACUGCCAGCUCCGAGAAGUAUUCACGAAGCUGGCUAAACUUCACGUGAAGCAAUCUUUCUCAUUCGCGAUUGUUGUCGGCGACCUAUUCGGCGACUGCUCGACAGAGCAGGAACUGGAUGAGAUCUCUGCGCUGUUCCAAGGGAGUAUCAGCGUGCCACUCCCGACAUACUUCACCUUGGGUAGUCGGCCUCUUCCCACCAGGGUAAUCGAAAGAAUCGAGGCCAACGACGAAGUUUGCCCGAACCUCUAUUUCUUGGGCAAACGCGGCACUCUGAAAACCUCUGAGGGCAUCCGGCUCGUCGCUCUAGGCGGCUACCUGGAGACAGAAAGCCAAUCCUCCGACAAGUAUCACCCAGGCUACACAGAGUCAGAUGCCAGGGCACUCUACGGCGCCCACAGCGCCGACAUCCUCAUCACCCAUCAAUGGCCGAAGGGGAUCCGCACACGCUCCCAAGUCCCGAUCCCAGAUGAAGCAACCAAGCCCGAAGAAGUGCAAUGCAUCGCAGACCUCAGCUCAACCCUGAAACCUCGCUACCACCUCUCAUCAGCGCCCGAGUUCUUCUACGAACGAGAACCCUUCUUCCACAUGCCCCCGGAAGACAACCCGGACGCCAAACCCCUAACCCGCUUCAUCAGCCUCGCAUCCUACAACAACCCCUCCAAGCAAAAAUGGAUGUACGCAUUCACGCUCGACCCCAAAACCCCCCACCCAUUAACCAUCCCUACCGGCGCAACCGCCUCCCCCCUGGCCCCCGUCCUAACCAAACGCAAGCCCCUCUCCAGCCAAAAAGAAUCCUACAGCCGCUUCGCCAUCGACGACGAGGGCAGCAAUCGCCCCCGCAAGCGUGCCCGCGGGCCCCCACCAGGCCCCGACCAGUGCUUCUUCUGCCUCUCCAACCCCAACAUCGCAACCCACCUCAUCACCUCCAUCGGAAACGAAGCCUACCUCACAACAGCCAAGGGCCCCCUCCCCACCUCCAAGACCUUCCCAACCCUCGGCUUUCCAGGCCACAUGCUCAUCAUCCCCUUCACCCACACCCCAACCCUAUCCAGCAUCCCAGACGAGGACUCCCGCCUCGCAACCUACAAAGAAAUGCACCGCUACCGCCAAGCCCUGCACUCCAUGCUCAAAUCCAAAACCAACUCCUCCCUCGGCGCCGUAACCUGGGAAGUCAGCCGCGGAAACGGCAUCCACACCCACUGGCAAUUCCUCCCCGUUCCCGGCGACCUAAUCACCCGCGGCCUCGUAACCGCCGCAUUCAAAGUGGAAGCGGAGAACCUCAAAUACCCCAAGUUCGAGUCUCCGUCGUCGACUGACCCCAGCGCCGAACCGGGCGAUUUCUUCCGCGUCUGGAUUUGGGGUCCGAACAAGAAUUCUGACUCUGACGCUGAUGCUGGUGCUUCUUCGGGGGAGACGGAGAGAAUGCUGCUCUUGCCGCUUGGCCCGGACUUCAGGUUUGAUCUCCAGUUCGGACGGAGGGUUAUGGCGAAGUUGAUGGAGCUUGAGGGCCGGAUUAAUUGGAAGAAUGAUGUGCAGUCGCAGGAGGAAGAGGAGGCUGAUGCUACUGCUUUUAAGGAUGCGUUUAAGGAGUUUGAUUUUACUUUGGAAGAAUGA